Molecule: messenger RNA, 1228 nt
Organism: Trichomycterus rosablanca
Lineage: Eukaryota; Metazoa; Chordata; Actinopteri; Siluriformes; Trichomycteridae
Gene: nsmce1
Product: NSE1 homolog, SMC5-SMC6 complex component
Exons: 8
Coding region: 100-915 (271 amino acids)
Biological process (GO): double-strand break repair via homologous recombination
Cellular component (GO): Smc5-Smc6 complex; nucleus
Molecular function (GO): ubiquitin-protein transferase activity
Source: RefSeq, a predicted model, not a curated record
GACCACCACAGGACCCCCACUGUGCAGAUGUUAUUUGGGUGGUGGACUAUUUGCAGCACUGCAAUGAAACUAACAUGAGUUAAAAAGAAAUCUCGCAGCAUGUCUCGACCUAUGGGUGACAGCCAUAAACGAUUCUUGCAGACCAUGAUGACUAAUGGCAUAAUAAGCACUUCUCAGGCCAAGGCACUUCAUCGGCAUUGUUGUGAGACGCACACAGCACAGUAUUCAGCAGAUAGAAUGGAGGAAUUCAUAGAUCUGAUCAACGUGCACCUUCAGCCCUUGUUUAUGCAGAUCAGAAAAGGCAUGUCAGAAGAGGAUGGAGUACAAUACUAUGCCUUGGUGAACAUGGCUGAAACAGACAUAACAAGAAUGUCUUCUGAUUAUGCUGAUAAUGAGUUGGAACUCCUUAGGAAAACGAUGGAUCUUAUUGUAGAUUCAAAAAGUGGAGCUGCCUCCUCCACUGACCUCCUGAACUGUGCAGACAGUCUCCAGACAAAAAAAAUGAAGAAGAAAGAGACAGAGCAUGUGCUAAAUAAAUUUGUCCAGGAUAAAUGGCUAAAUGAGAAACAAGGGGAAUAUACUUUAAGCACUCGCUGCAUCAUUGAGAUGGAGCCGUACCUGCGUGCAGUGUAUCAAGACCUCAUCGAAAUGUGUCAUGUGUGCCACAACAUUGUCUUUCAGAAUCAAACGUGUGAAAAUCCUGUCUGUGGCAUCAGAAUGCACCUCCCCUGUGUGGCUAGGUAUUUUAAAGGUCGAAGUGAGCCACACUGCCCUUCAUGCUCAGAGUACUGGGCUCUUGAGAUUCCAGAAUUUCAGCAAAGACCAGAAUCACAAACACAGUCCUCAUCUACAACACCUGCAGCAACAGCCUCCUCUUCUACACGCCGCUCCAGAAAGGUCCUAAUAUCAAGUUAGCCUGUUGCAUCUUUGUGUUAGGUAGUGUUACAGAAUAUAGGCAGCUACAUUAGAGAUACAGUUUAAUAAAAAUAGAUUACUGAUAGUUUGAUUUAUUCUUUAUUUAAUACUGCAGUGAACAAUAUUAACCUAUUUACAGAUAAAAUAUUUAGGUAAGUGGAUUGUACACAUUUUAAAGUUAGUAUUUAAACAUUAAGGAGCAAAGUACUGUCAGUUUUGCAUAAAAUUUGAACUUUGCUCAUUCCAAUGUAACAUUUCUAUAAAUAUUUUCGUGGUGCCUUAUAAUUGUACUAAAUAUAGCAUUUUUAAAUAA